AUGGAGAAGAAGUUGAAAUCGGUGCAACUGAAAAGGCAUCAAGCGGUCGAAUUGGUGAAAAGUAUCGAACAGUUUACGAUCGGCUACAUCGAGGAAAAUGCCAGUGAAAUACCAGUGUGUUUGGAACAAUUAGAGAGGUAUUAUGAGGACUUCCUACAGGCAAAUGCAAAAGUGAAGGAACUCGAUGAGGAGGCCACAGAUGCGAGUUUCGGGACGAUCAGGUGCAGUGAAUUUGCGGCUUCAAAAAUCGAAUUGCCUACGUUCGAUGGCGAUGCCACCAAGUGGUUAACGUUCCGUGACCGAUUUGUGGCGAUGAUCGACAGUGCCAGUGAGAUACCGAACAUAAUGAAGCUGCAAUAUCUGCUGUCCUCGUUGAAGGGCGAGGUUGGUUUGCUUUUCGAGCACACCACGUUGACAGCAGACAAUUACGAGGUGACGUGGGCUGCCUUGCUGAAGCGGUACGACAAUCCGCGUACGCUGAUCCGGGAGUACUAUCGGAAGAUUCAUCACCUGCCGGCAGUGAGCUGUGACAACGUGGACGAUUUGGCGCUGCUCGUCGAUGAAUUCACGCGGCAUGUGAACGGUCUGAAGAAGCUCGACGAACCGGUGGACACCUGGGACACGCCACUCGCCAACCUGCUUCUGAUGAAGCUGGAUUCGUCGACCAUUCUGGCAUGGGAGAACCACUCAGCGCAACAUAAAAAAGAUAAGUACAAGGAAUUAGUAGACUUUUUGCAAGAUCGUGACGUACAGCAACGCCGUGAAGUAGCCACCCGUGAGUGA
Molecule: messenger RNA, 783 nt
Organism: Anopheles merus
Lineage: Eukaryota; Metazoa; Arthropoda; Insecta; Diptera; Culicidae
Exons: 3
Coding region: 1-783 (260 amino acids)
Source: RefSeq, a predicted model, not a curated record